Hydractinia symbiolongicarpus is the source of this 3860-nucleotide messenger RNA. RefSeq lists its product as uncharacterized. The transcript is spliced from 17 exons. NCBI's taxonomy places the organism in Eukaryota, Metazoa, Cnidaria, Hydrozoa, Anthoathecata, Hydractiniidae. The record is from RefSeq and is a predicted model, not a curated record. Gene Ontology annotation, molecular function: protein binding. Bases 108 to 3149 code for a protein of 1013 amino acids.
AAUACCUUUGCUUUUAUCCCUAGACAAUAAGAUGCUGGUAAACUGAUUUAAGACACUCAGUUUACAUUAAAUCUUGAAAGAAGCAGGACUGUACAUCGACAGCAAACAUGUGGCUGUCUCAAGCUGUCCUAACUUUGUGUUUACUUGUGGCUUACACUUCAGCCGUUGAUGACAAUUAUAUGCCAUCGCCCAACCCACCCAGCCCUGUCCCAACACAAAUGCCAGAACCGGAAUGGAAAGCUCCUAAGGAAUACCUAGAAAUGCGAAGUCAUCAUAUCCAGACACGUGAUCAUGGAUGUGCAGAAUUUCCACAAGAAGUCGAAAAACCAUCUCACUGUGUCAAUAUUUGGAUCAAAAACCGUUUCAGCAUGGCCAACAUUGCUCCAUCUGUGGUCACACUUGAAUUUCAAUACAACGGCAAAAAGGCUAUGAAAGCUGCAUGGAAACCAGUGACGACAUGGCUAGAGCACGUUUCACCAUGGCGUGUAAGAGGGUGUGCAACAACGGUGGGUGGAAGAGGAAUGUCAUUGAGCGGAGGUAAGCUCAGAUGGCUAGCCGUAUAUAACCACACUCAAAGUAACACAGAACAAUCUGGUGUGAUCGCUUGGAAUACAAUCAACAGAGCAAUGACUACUGGGAAAUAUUGCUUCCAUCAAAAUUACCCAAUGGCCUUUAUAAGAACGCCCUACAUCAAGCUAACUAUCAAAUCAAACUUCGGUAUGAACGCCAUGCAUAACGCCAUGGCGGUAUGGGUGAAAGGUAUGACAUCAACUGGUAAUGAGAUUUGCCUGAGCGAGUUUCAUAACUGGAUUGGAUAUCAUGAUCAAUUCGAUCUGCACUGGUAUGCAACAACUAAUUUACCGAGUGAAGAUAAUGGGUCAGCGGUAGGAGAAGUAGUUUUCCCAGCAGGCGAAGUAGUUCCUGCCGAUCAUAACCAAUUGAAUCGCUUCUACUGCCGUAAUGUCACCUUACCACAAGGCUACUACCCCUGUCCAGCUGUUAUGUUACAACCUGUUGAACAAAGUCUUGCUGUGUGUGAGUCACCAACUGUUGCUUGGAUAUCGUACUGGAAAAAUGAUACUAUGGUGGUCUGCUAUGGCGAUCAACGUGGUAUCAGGGGACAAAGAAAGACUGAGGUGAAAGUACAAUACAUAGUCUAUGGAGUAAGAGACAAAUGCUCUGAUCUAACCUGCCCAAUGAACAAGCAUUGUGUGCACCCAACAUACAACACUGUUAAAUGCGGAUGUUGGAAGAUGUGUCCAGAAGGCGGAAGCAAGGUUUGUGGUACCAACAUGAAGACAUAUGAUAACAAGUGCAAACUUGAGAAGGAGGCUUGUGAGGGCGGUGAUAAAUUCAUGUAUGCCCAUGAUGGGCCUUGCGAGAUGAUGACUUACGAUCACGGUCGCGUUCAAUUGGAAGCAGUAGGUGAAUGCGGAGGACUCUACUGCAAGAACGUUUCAACAAGAAACAACGUGUGGUAUCCGCAUGCCAACAUAAGCGUGCAGAUAACAGUCAAUUGGAUGAACAGUAUCGGUCGUAUGGCAAAUGUACACGAUGCUACCUCAUCAUGGAUUGAAGAUGUCAAACCUACAGGCUUCAGAGCAUGCGUAAUGGAAGCUGGACGUAGAAACUUGGUCAUGCCACCUCAUAUCAACUGGUUUGCGUAUCAAGGAAAAAUGGACCAUGUGAAAUCACAACGUAUUGAAGUUGGGGAAUGGCAGUCAGGAACACACUGCGUCCCGUUGCAUGAAAGAAGACCAAUCAGAAAACCAAUGCCAUGGAUGCCACCAAAAUGUCCAUCUGCUAACCUUGCAAACAACGAUAAAGCGAAGGAAGACAAAUGGCAUUACGAUUCUCUCUUGAUGGCUAAUAUCUACGGUCAACAUCACCAUGAAUGGUUUAGACGAAUCAUGAUGGGCUAUGGCGUUGAAAAAUUGAACUUGACCAGUGGGAUGAGACUUGGCAACGCGACGCUAAUGAUGACGGUUGAACACACCGACAGAUCACCGAUAUCGGAUUCCAUCAAAGAUGCUAUUAAUGUUUGGAUGGAGUAUGACAACAACACAAAGGAAUCGUAUAUUUGCUUACGAGAGAUGCAAAACUUUGAUGGAACACAUAAAGGAAUCCACGUGCACUGGACAUUAUUCAACAGUUCUACGAUACCUGGAGUUGGACAAAGCCAUAUGGUGAAGUUCCGACCGAAGCGAAUGGCUCCGAUGUAUAAUAAUUACGCUUUCUGUGAGACAAGACCAUACCUUCCGAUGAACUUUACUCUAGUAGGCAACGCAACUGUUUUGGUGUCCCUGAUGCAUAAAAUAGCAUCAAAUAAGGCGAAAGACUCCAUGAAGAAAUACAUGAGUUACCAACAAGAGGUUAUGAAAGGUAUGCCGAUGAUGGGCGACAACAACAAAAAAGUAAUGGAUAGUUGGAUGAUGCCCCAUAUGUGGAGAGCGAACCUCACUGGAUGGAGACCACAUAUGAGAAUCUCGAGAAACACAGACUACAGCGCGUGGAUUGAGGGAAUGAAUGGAACACAUUUGAAAGUUUGCCAAAAGUCUGUCUUUAACGGUUUUAUUUUUGAUGGCGUAGAUGUUUCUGUUAUCGUUUUGCCAGAUCGAUGCUCGGAUGGAUAUCGUCAUGUCAAGUAUGGUAAAUCUUCGUCAUUGUGUUUUGGUUAUAAAGAGAAUUGCGCAAAUAGUAACACCGCUGGCCAACGUUGUAGAGAUGAAGGAGCAUUUGUGGCUUGUCCAGAAAAUACAAGAGAUAACUACAUUGUCUCAUAUAUAUCCAGUCAACGCCCUAUCCAAAUAGCUAAAGGGGAUCAGGCGGAAGAAGGAAAGUGGGUGAGAAUACUAGGAAACCCGUCUAAGAGUAAUUACUCAAGGUGGGCUCCGGGACGUCCAACUAUUGACCGAAGCAGAAAUUGUGAUCUGCAAAGAGGUCGUCCUGAUGCGUUCACGGAAAUUGAUGUUCCAUGUAGCAACUGCAUGAAUUAUGUCUGUGUAAAACCUGCACCACAGUUGAGUUGCAACUUUCCCAGUCACUAUUGUAAUGGAUGUGGCAAGUGCACGAUGACUGCUCCUUUCAGUUUCAAAUGUGAUUGCAUUCCGCCAUUUACUGGAGCAAGGUGUGAAAAACGAAUGAUGUAAACAUAGGUUAACAACAUCAUAUGGAAAUUGUGCUGAUGCUGUUAAAGACAUCAAAUUUACGUUUUUUUAAUCAGUCAUGUCGUAAAUAUAUGAUGCACAGUUUAUGCACUUCUGUUAAAAAACAUGUUAACAUGCAAUAUUUCCUUUUUGUAAAAUCUAAAUCUUAAUUUUUGAUUUUUUUUCUUAUCACCCAGUUAUUAUAAUUUUUUAACAAACUUAAAAGUCAAGAAGGUUUUGAAUUGAUGCUACACAUUUUUAUGACUUUUUCCGCCUCUUUUUCUCAUAACUGUUCAGUUAAAAAUGUCUUUGCUUUCCUGCACAUGAUUGCACAUCAAAGCAGCUUCGCCAUCAGAACAUGUCACCAUAGCUUCAUCGGUUUUAACACUAUAUGUUGGAGUACGUGAAUCUCACGAUGAAAGGUGAAAUGUUUUGACGACGAAGUUGCUGGUGGAAAUAAAUUCCAAUGGCAAUAAAAUAAUGAAAACAAUAGAAGGCUUUUUUCCUUUUCUAAACCCAUCUGACUUAUUCAAAAAAAUUAUUAUUUUCCUGAAAAACAAAAUUAAUUGGGGUGAAAAAUGAAAAACUCUUGAAUUCCACAACUUGCUAAGUUCCUUAUAACGAAGCUAUACAUAAGAGACGAUUACAAAUGUAACACCUUUCAGGUUCAAAUAUUUUUUAUUAUUUUCACAAAAAUCUUAACAUUUCUUUUCA